GUUUCAAGCCGGUAGUAGUGACUGCUGCGAGCAGUAGAUAAACGUCAGCACAGUUUCGAAGCUUGGACAAGGUAGAAGCGAAGGAUGGUGCGGGUUGUGUUCCUCCAUCCCGACCUGGGUAUCGGGGGAGCAGAGCGACUGGUGGUGGAUGCAGCUGUCGCCCUGAAGACUAAAGGAUGUAGAGUUCAGAUCUGGACGGCCCAUUAUGAUCCAACACACUGCUUCUCUGAAACCCUGGACCGGGACCUGCCUGUGGUGUGUGUGGGUGACUGGCUUCCCACCAGUGUGUUUGGUUACCUCCAUGCCCUAUGUGCCUACCUGAGGAUGAUCUAUGUAGCCUUCUACCUGGUCUUCCUCAGUGGGGUGGAGUAUGAUGUCAUCUUCUGUGAUCAGGUGUCGGUGUGCAUCCCAGUGUUGAGACUUUCCCGUCACAGGAAGAAGGUUUUGUUUUACUGUCACUUCCCCGACCUGCUGCUGACCCCGAGGAGGUCAUUUCUAAAGAAGCUUUACCGGGCUCCCAUCGACUGGCUGGAGGAACGCACCACGGGAAUGGCUGACAUGAUUCUGGUAAACAGCAAGUUCACUGCAGGCAUCUUCAGAGAGACCUUUCGUAGUCUGAGCAACGUCCAGCCAGACAUCCUCUAUCCUUCCCUCAACACACGUACCUUUGACCUGCCCUCCGAUGAAGUACAGGGCCUGGAGGGGCUGUUCCCCGCGGCCACCACCUGCCUGUUCCUCUCUCUGAACAGAUACGAGAGAAAGAAGAAUCUAGGCCUGGCUCUGGAGGCUCUGGCCUUCCUGUGGAGCAGCCUCGCUCCAAGCCAGAGAGCAACCGUUCACCUGGUGGUCGCGGGCGGCUACGAUGAGCGAGUUACUGAGAAUGUUCAACAUUACACUGAGCUGAAAGAGCUGGCAGAGCAGCUCCACUUAAAGGACUGUGUCACUUUCCUGCGUUCCCCCUCUGAUUCCCUGAAGGUGGCACUGCUCCGGGGCAGCGCCGCCGUGCUCUACACGCCGAGCAGAGAGCAUUUUGGGAUCGUGCCCGUGGAGGCCAUGUACUGCUGCUGCCCUGUUAUCGCCGUGAACUCUGGGGGUCCCCUGGAGAGUGUGGCAGACGGGGAGACGGGCUUCUUGUGCGAGCCCACCGCCGAAGCCUUCUCUCAGGCCAUGGAGAAGCUCGUCAGGGAGCCGCAGCUCCGCAGGGCCAUGGGACAAGCUGGGAGGAGGAGGGUGCAAGAUAAGUUCUCUCUGCAGGCCUUCUCUGACCAGCUGUAUGGGUACAUUCUCAGGCUGAGCCAGGGAGGUGAAGGUCGGAGGAGACGCAGGAGAGAACCAGCGCUAUAGUGCACCUCGGACCACAGGAGUCGUCUGAGUUGAAACGGAUGUUUUCUAACAGAGAAUGUAUGUGUAUAUGUGCAGGGAGGUGAGGGGGUAUUAGAGGACAAUUAAUCAGCAUUCCCUUGGAGGGGUUGCUGCGAGGGAAAGAAGGAUGGAAUCUCUAUACUAAUUAAGAAAAGAGUAACAAGGUUUACCAACCGUAUCUCUGGAAAAAUACCACCCCUGAAAGUGUGUUUACGUGUGUGUGUGUGUGAGUAUAACUGUGUAUGUGUAGCCGCGUGGCAACCAAGAGCCUAGCAAAUGAGUGUACCAAGAGGAUUGAUUGUUAGACUGAAAUGUUUUUGCACUGUGUAUGUUGUUUCUUGCCUUUCUACAGUAGCCUUUGUCUUUGUGUGUUUGGGGGAUGCUGAUGAAGAAGAGGAAUGCAGUUACAGCAAUGUGCCAUCAGGCAGCACACAGUCCCAGAUCGAUAAACAGGAUGCUUUCCGCUACUUCCUGUCCACCCAGAGCCUAGUUCCCCUCUUGCAUUCACUAGAUGCUGGCCUGUCCAUGACUCCUGCUGCAGUGUGGAUGUUAUUAGAAAAUGACAGAGUGUGUCUGGCUUUAUUAGAGGUCUGGCUGAUGGGCGGUGUGCCUGUGUCUGGGUCAUUAUCAACAAGGAGAAUAGCAGAAGGUCAUUGUGUCUGCGCGCUGGCCUCCUCAGCCCUCCUACUGUAUAGAAAUGCUCUUAUUGACAUUCCUGAAGUCUUAAUAAACAAGAGGACAAAUAGUUUUGUGACUUUUAUGGGCUUUGCUUUGUUGGUAAGUUUUUUUGGCCUUCAAUAGAGUUUGCUAAGGAUUUUGCGGUCGAGCAUAGAGACAGAAACAUUGUUAAUGCAGCGCACAGAUUCAUUUGUUCCUCUGGCUGUUCAAUGAAACAUUCUCAAAGUAGCAGUGAAGGAUUUAAAAAAUUUUAUUUGGCUCAUGAACAAAGUUGAUGCGGCAGAUGCACAUAUCUCAAGUUUUUGUCUCCAUCCUUUGCUGCAUUAUCAUUUGCAGAGUUUGAGUUGUGUCCACAUGCGCCUCAUUCUUGGUCUUAAAGGGAAUCUAAAAAAGUAAAAAUAAUUAAAUUAGGAUGCACCCAAUGAUUAUUUUCAUGAAAUACAGAAAAUUCUCAGAUUUGAAAAACUGGAACUGUCAAAUGUCCGUUUAUUUUUAAUUGAAAAAAUACAGUGAUGAUUAAUCAGUUAACCAAAGAGUUACACCGUUAUAACAUUUGAUUUAGUUUUUUUUUAAGUCUUUUAAUCAUUGCAGCUCUUCAAAGAAUUCCAGUUUGACUGGUUGCAAAAGUAAUAUUUCCACGUCACUGAACUCACCUGGUUGCACACAGCGUGGCCGUACCGGAGGAAUGUGGCGAAAUGCUCACUGUUGAAGUUCAUCAGGUCGUAUUUGAACUCCUGCAGCAGAAAAGUGUCAGAGCGAUGCCUCAUCAUCUCCUGUGUUGACGGAACCAGGUUGUGUUUGUUGUUGUUGACGCUGAUUCGAGUUCCUGGAGGCAGUUUGAUAUCUGCAACGCGCUGCGUGCAGACUCUGGUCUUCUUCAGAACACGGUCAGCGCUCGACUUUGAAACCAUCUGCUGAAGGAAGCUGCGGCAGGCUUUUUGUGUCAUGUUCUCGUCUUGAAGGGAAAAAUGAAAAGGAGGACCGUCGGUUUAUAAACCUGGUGUUUUUAAGUUGGCAGAAUACCAUUUAAAAAAAAAGUUAAUUUAAUUGGAGUGAAUGGCAUAGAAAAUAUCUACUGAAGAAAUAACAGUUUAAAAACAAUGUCACAUUUGAAUUUCUUACCUCCCACUCCAAAAUGGAUAACCCAGCCUUCACCAACGUAAACCCCCCAAAGAGACAAACCCAGCAGUGGGUUCACAAACUCAAUCAAGUCCCCGAAAUCGGCCGUGGACACACUCUGAUCCACCUGAAGAGAAACAGGCUGACGUCAGAGCAGUUCACUGUUUUUUAGGCACUUUUUAUUUAUUUUUUACGUGUUGGAUUCAAAUGAGAAUAAAAUGCUACUAAUGAUGACAAUCAGGAAAAUGAAAUAAAUCUCUUUAUUUUAGUGUCUUUUGAAGAACUCUCUGACGGGGACAAUAUUCAGCAAACAAUGCAAAGCUGCAUAAUUAAUAUAGGUCUUAUAAUAGAUAGACUCAGUAUGUAAUAAAGGUAUAUUCUUGCAUAUAUAAUAUCAUGUUUGUAAUAACAUAAUUACACAUAAAUAAACACAUUUCAGGAAUGUAGGGAGGUACCACUGGACUAAUAAUAUAAAUUAGACUAGAUGUAUUAAUUAACACUCACCUGUCGCCAUGUCUUUUUGGAAAACAUGUUCCAGUUUCCCAGCGCAUCUAUUGUUUCUGUCUGCCGAAGUCAAAAGACCAAACUGACUCAAGUGCAUUUUCAGAUUGUGAGGACACUGUGGCCAGGUUGUGUAAUGAUUAAAAUGCCUUUAUUAGUCACU
Molecule: messenger RNA, 3823 nt
Organism: Limanda limanda (common dab)
Lineage: Eukaryota; Metazoa; Chordata; Actinopteri; Pleuronectiformes; Pleuronectidae
Gene: alg2
Product: ALG2 alpha-1,3/1,6-mannosyltransferase
Exons: 5
Coding region: 85-1344 (419 amino acids)
Molecular function (GO): alpha-1,3-mannosyltransferase activity; GDP-Man:Man(1)GlcNAc(2)-PP-Dol alpha-1,3-mannosyltransferase activity
Source: RefSeq, a predicted model, not a curated record